UCUUGGAUAAUUUAUUGUCUAAUACUGUAAUUGGCCCAUUUAUUUUUCGCAUCAUAAUAAUUGACAACUAUAAUAAACUAAAACAUAAAAAACGGAAAAAUUAAACAACGAGAAAUGAAAGAAAAAACUGAAGAAGGUUGCACCUAAUUUUUUUUAAUACUAAAGUAAUCAACGUAAAAUUAUUGUAAUUAAUAAUACUUAUUAUUGAAAAAACAAUCAUUUUAUUAAUAAAGCUGGAGGCAGGUAAAAAUUGAGUUUUUUUAUGCAGUUAUAUUUGGUGGUGGUGGUGGUGGUGACGCAACGACGACGAAACUGGAAAAGGAAAAACGCCGCAAGACCGCGCACACAGAAGAAGAAGGAGGAGGAGGAGGAAUGUACGUGGAGCUCUUACCUGCCUUUUCCAUUCCGUACCUCUUCUUCCGAUCACUACUCUCUUCCCCCUCGCUGCAUUAAACCGAAUCUCGUCGGCCACAGACGGGGAGAGCUGAGACUCGCCACGGUGUCGGCGGCGCUGGCGUUGACGGCGACGGGCAAGAGGUGCAGGAUGAAAACUUCGCUCAAAAUAUUGCGAGGGGCGCUUCACAAACACAAUAACGAUGGCGAUGCCGGCGGUAGAGACGGACGAGAUCUUCGCUCCUUGGCUCAAUUGGACGAACUUGCAAGCGCUUCUCAGGAUAUGCAGGACAUGAGAGAGUGUUAUGACAGCUUACUCUCUGCAGCAGCAGCAACAGCUAAUAGUGCUUAUGAAUUCUCGGAGUCUUUGCGAGAGAUGGGUGCCUGCCUUCUUGAGAAAACUGCAUUGAAUGAUGAUGAGGAAAGUGGUAAAGUCUUGUUGAUGAUGGGGAAAGCGCAGUUUGAACUUCAGAAACUUGUUGAUGCCUAUCGUGCUCAUGUGCUCCAAACAAUCACUGUGCCAUCAGAUUCUCUUCUCAAUGAGCUGCAAACAGUUGAGGAAAUGAAGGAGCAAUGUGACGAGAAAAGAGAAAUGUACGAGUAUAUGAGGAUGAGGCGGAGAGAAAAAGGGCGUGGAAGGAGUGGCAAAGGAGGAGAGAGAGUAGAGAGCUUCUCUGUGGACCAAGUGCAAGCAGCUCGUGAUCGGUAUGAUGAGGAAGCAACCUUGUUUGUUUUCCGGUUGAAAUCCUUAAAGCAAGGACAAUCACGUAGUCUUCUUACUCAAGCUGCGAGGCAUCAUGCUGCACAGAUGGCCUUCUUUAAGAAGGCUCUUAAAGCACUUGAAGAAGUCGAACCACACGUGAAAUCUGUCACUGCACACCAGUUCAUUGACUACCACUUUGCUGGUCUUGAUGAUGAAGAUGAUGGUGAGGAUGACGAUGAUAACAACUCCAGCGAUACUAAUGAUGAUGGGGAACUUAGUUUCCAGUAUGAUCAAAAUGAUGAUGAGCGUGAUGUUUCUACAUCAAGAGACUCGAUAGUGUUGGACGGUGGAGACCUAACCUUUCCCAAAGUGUCAACUUCAGAAGCUAGAAAGGAAAAUUUUGGCAGAAGCUACAGAUCUUAUUCUUUCAGAGGAGAUGCUCGAACGGGAAGUCAAUCAGCUCCACUUUUCGCCGUGAGGAAGUCAGUUUCAGUUGACAAGUUGGAACAGUUGCGGCCAUCCUUCGCAAAGAAAUUCAGCUCCUAUGUCCUUCCCACACCAAAUGAUCCCAAUGGCCGUAGUCCCACCACAGCUUCUAGUGGUCCGAUUCCUCGAACCUUUAAUGGGGGUAAGCAUUGGUCACAUUCAAACCGUCAUGAUCCAAAGAAGUAUGAAAAACUCAUGGGAGAUGAGAAAAUGAAUCCAAAAUCAGUCCUCAGAGAGAGCAACAACAACAAUUCUGAUGCAGCUACUCGGUUAACUCCUCCAAUGGCAGACAGCCUUUUGCUCUCGAGGCUCGAUCCAGGUCGCCGCGCAAUCUCCGAUUUUAGUAAGACGAACCAAAGACAAGCCUUUUCAGGCCCCAUUGCAAGGAAAUCAUGGCCCUCCAUCCCUUCUCCACUGGACCAGCAUGCUCAGCUCUUAUCUGGGCCGCUGUUGCAGACUCGAAUGUCCCAAAUGCCAUCUUCCUCUCCUACCAUAUCUCCAAGUACUUCACCUACCUUGCUAUCUUCUCCUCGGAUAAGUGAACUCCACGAGCUUCCCAGGCCUCCAAGGAAUCCGUUGAGCUUUGCAGGAGUUGGUCAUUCAGCUCCAUUAUCAUUUCCCAGAGGCCAAGCAGCAGCAGUAGCUUCUCUGUUGCCUGUUCCUUCUCAGGUCUCCCGGAGUUUGUCUAUACCAUCUGGUGGUCAUAGAGCUGUAGCAUCGGUCCCUUCAGUGGAGUCGUUAACUCCCCAGGCGACUCAAAAUGCUGAGAAUGUUGAAGAAGUUUUUUUCUCGCCGCCUCUGACUCCUCUUUCUCCAUUGGAUGGUCAACCAAUGGCUGCAGCUGGUUCCCAAGUCAAAGAUUCACAAGGAUUGUAAUGGGGGUUGAUGGUGGCGCCAUUUCUCGAGGGGAGUUGCUGGGGACAACUGUAUAUAACGGUUCUUCUCCUCUGUUGAAGUUCAUCGUCCUUUAUAUUCAUCAGUGAAGAAAGUUUUGUUCCAUAUCUAGGAUUUCGGUCUCGUUUUACCAGUGACGAUUAUAGUUAUUAUAAGCACCCCAUUUUACUUCUGCAAACAUGGAUUGUUGGUUGAGCCAUUCAAUUGUAGUCUGUAGAACCAUAAGCAAGAUAAGAAAUGGAAUCCGGAAUUUCUUGUCUUUGUAAACUUUGGCUCGUGUAAUUGGAGAGGGUUCUAGUUUCGUUGUGGCUUGACAUCGUAAUAGUCGAAAGGAUGAAUCUUCAAAUGACAGUAAGAACUAGUUGUUCUUUUUAUUCGUGAUAUCGUAGUUGUUAUAUUAAGUAUUGCCGUACUAAUCGACGUACCAAGUUUGAGCUAACAAGUGACGAGGGCAUAUUUCAGAUUAGCAUUGAGUUGAACCCGCAUAUAAAUUGACGACGAUCUC
This is a messenger RNA of Linum trigynum, 2981 nucleotides long. The record is from the annotation of a GenBank genome assembly. NCBI's taxonomy places the organism in Eukaryota, Viridiplantae, Streptophyta, Magnoliopsida, Malpighiales, Linaceae.